Oppia nitens is the source of this 5283-nucleotide messenger RNA. It is a transcript of the gene Nup205, whose product is annotated as nuclear pore complex protein Nup205-like. Gene Ontology annotation, molecular function: structural constituent of nuclear pore. Gene Ontology annotation, biological process: nuclear pore organization. Gene Ontology annotation, cellular component: nuclear pore inner ring; nuclear pore. The transcript is spliced from 7 exons. NCBI's taxonomy places the organism in Eukaryota, Metazoa, Arthropoda, Arachnida, Sarcoptiformes, Oppiidae. Bases 187 to 5283 code for a protein of 1698 amino acids. The record is from RefSeq and is a predicted model, not a curated record.
UCAAUUCAUAAAUAACGUGCAAAACAUGUGCUAUUGAUGUAGACAUCAAUGGUUUGGUCAUUGAUUUUAGCGCUAAUUCGUUGCAUUGAAUGACAUAAACAUUACAUCAAUUAAUGACCACUACUUUGACAUCAAUUAUCUUCAUUAUUGUUGACUAAUUGGAUCAAUUGGAUCAAUUGGCCAGUCAUGACAAGUGAAACUGUCAUCAAUUUGGGUUUUGCUCACCGAUGGUCACCAUUGAGACAAUUAAACUUAUUGGUGACCAAUACUGUGAUGGAUAAGUCUCAAAGAGGUUCAACUGAUUUGGAGACAACUCUAAUGAAACAUAAAACAGAUUUUAUAUCUUUGCUUAAAAAUCCGGCCAGAAAUGCUUUGCACAAAGAGAUUGUAGUGAACGCUACCAAAGAUGGUAUUGUUGUUAUUGAACAACAAAAUAGAGUUAAGACGAUAAUACCACAAAUUAUGAUCGACGAAGCACUACUCAUGAGUGAAAUGUUUGAUUUGAAUGAGUUGUCGGCACUCGAGCUGAUCAUUGCCGGUGAGAAUCAAGAGUCGCGAUACGCUGGCCUCACUCGAGGUCCGAUCGCUGUAUUGCUUUAUUUAGACGGAAGGAAGAGUUUAUUGAAUGCAUUGCAUUCAUUGAUUCAGGCGAGCACUGGCAGGACAUGGUGUCUGAAGGUGUCCCGAGACUCGUCUCGAGUUAUCAACAAAUUUGUGGACGAACUCAAAGACGAAGGCAUUGUAAUGCAAUGUAUCGAUCAAUUGUUUAAUCUGAACGUAAAGUCUGAGUUUGAAUUACUUGAACGCAACAGAGCUUUAGGUCCAUUCAAGUAUCGCAAACAAGUGUUGGAUAUUCUUAAAGAGAUUCGCCAGAGAUUGGCUGAUAUCAUCUUUUGCUAUUCAUCUCAAACUAAUCUCAACAAUAAUGAAAUUUCUAAAUUAAUUCAAUUAAUCGCUAAUAUAAGCAAAACGACUGCAAACGGAUCAUUAGAUUCUGUGUCAACCACUUUAUUGAUGUCAGUUCUCUAUGUAAUUGAUGUCAGUUUUCUACAGAACGCUGAAGAAUACGAUAGAAGACUAUCAAACAAUUCUAUACUCAAAAAUCCAGAAUUAAUAGUUGAAAUUGAAAGACAUUUGAAUCAAAAUGAUUUUCAAGUAAAAGAAAUCAAAACUAUAAUGCAAUUUGCUUUAGCAGUGACUUUGAAGACCAUUUCUUCAUAUCCGAUACCCGGAAUAGAUAGUGAUAUUGAAGACGAAAAAUUAAUUGACGCGACCAUCGAAGCAAAAGUCUUUGAAUCACUGAAUACUUUAGUUGGUUUAAAUGAAUAUGUAUUUAAUGAAGAAUUUUAUAUACGAAGAAUUCAUACUUUGAUUACUGAUUUCAUUGUUUUGAUGCCUAUAAAAAUGAAAGAACUCAAAGACAAAGGCGAUGAAAUUGGAAGAAUAAUUGACGCCUAUUCUGCUGAAGGCAUUCAACCGCCGACAACACUUCCGCGUCAUUUUGAAAAACUUCUCUAUUUUUUGAGUCAAUUAUAUAGUAAAGAUCGCUACGAAUUAAGUAAUAUGUUUUGGCCCACUCUUUGCGAUGGCAAACAAUCAACGCAUAGACAACAGUCGUUACAUAAGUUUGUCCGAACAAUUCAGGACUCAUUUUUUCCAUCCAUUUUGCACAUACCUGUCAUUAAAUUGUUGAAAUCAUUGGCAACUAAUUCUGCAUUCAAUGUAUUCAAUCUAAUUAAAAGUCCAUCACUUAAUCUGAGUACACAGUUUUCAAUGGAUAGCUUUAAUUCAUCUCUAUUUCAAUAUUAUAAUACUCUUCGUGGUUCUGAUGGUAGAGAGAAUAUGAACGCCAGUACUAAUCCAUUUGGUUUAUCUAAUAUUCAUUUGCCAUUUCAAGGUCAACAACGAUUGAUUUCUGGCAUUAAGUCAGAGAUAAUAUGUGCCAUCAUUGAACUGAUUGAAGAAAUUGUCUCAAAUGACAAGUCGUGUUGUAUAGCUAUUGCUGAGAACGUUCAGUAUUCGGUUAUUCCCUCAUUGGUUGGUAUCUUAAGAUGUGCUGUUCCUAAAGAGUUAAAGGCAGCCAUUUUGAAUUGUUUAUCCGGAUUUGCUAUGUCUUCGGCAUCAGUUGCGUAUAUGAUUUGGGCUAAAAUUGAUGGAAUUUUGCCAAAAUUUAUGCCCACUAUAACAGCAAGUGUGACAAUUGAUCCAUUAUCUCAGCACCGUUUGUGGCAAAAUGGAAUUGGCAUUGAAAUUGAAGAAAUUGAAGCUAAGAAUGAAGAAUAUCCUAUAACUAUAGGUUUUAUGCGACUCAUGAAAUCAUUGUUCAUUCACUACGAUUCUAAUCAAACACAACAACAGUCAUCAGCAGAAGUUUGUCUCAAUUUUAUUGUUAACUCAAUACUUCUUAAAACGAAUGCUAGAGUUUAUAAAAUUGAAGAUCAAAAGUGGAUUAUCAACUCUCUCUGCUAUGAAGUUAUUGAAAUAAUCAUUAAAAAUUACGAACCAUUAGUCGACGGACCAAACUCUAAGCUGGCAUUCAGUAUAUUCACACAAACUCUUCAAGAAAGUGGUCUCUUUCGUCAAAUUAUGUAUACAUUAGAGGAAAUCGCAGAAACGUUUGAGAAACAAAUGCUUUCUGUUUGGUUUGAAAGUAAUACAGUAUUUCCCAAACUUAUUGAAGAUUGUGCUAUAAAUGGGUUACAAAUUUUGAAAUUGAUUUGUGAGAAACAAAAUGAUUUCAUUGAUAUGAUUCAUGAAAUUCCUGGAUUUCCAUUAGCUAUAAUCGCAAAAUUUGAUAUUCUCUUCAAUAAUGUCAAUCCAAGAAGUGGUGUUAUCGAUAGGUUAUCGACUUUAAUACGAUUGAUAUAUUUGCCAACUCAGGCAUCGAUCGAAACGUUGAAAGUAUUGAACAGUUUAUGCAAAUGUAAUGUAGAAGUAUCUCAAUUAUGUUUAACACAAUUGCAAUCAUCAAACUCUAAAGUUUUAGCCAAUGAUUAUAUCGUUAGUCUAUUUGUUGAGUGUUUAGAGUCUGAAUCUAAAGAACUUCGAUUGGAAACACUGAACCUCAUCGACACGUGUAUUGAUUUUGUUGCCAUUAAUUAUUCAUAUAAUUUUGGCCAUAAAUUGUUGGGAAUUGAUAGGUCUCGUAGUGUUAUCAAAGAAGCCGGAAAUCUGGAGCAAACAUUCACUUGUUUUCAUUCAAUACUUUCACUAUUUGAUUCAUCAAUUGAUAUCAAAGAAUUCUCUGAAGAAAGAAGACUUGGAAUGAAAAUAUUACAUAAACUUUGUGUUUCAUUCUUUACUUAUGAUAUAGUUUUAAGAUUUUUGAGAACAAGUUAUGACUUUAUUAUACAAUAUCUUUAUUCGUGGGAAAAAUGGUCUUCAGAACCAAAUUUUGACUCAGAAUUACAAGAAUUAAUAUUUGAAGAAAUGACAUACUUUUUGCAAAUAUUAGCCAUCGAUAUAAAGAUAACAUCAGAACAAAAGCUGAAGUCUCACUGCGCUUCUUAUGUCAACUUUUUGUUUACUCAAUCCAAAAGGUCACGUAUUUUGGAUUUGUUAAGUCCAGCUCUCUUUGUUCACACAAACCCAGAAUUACCAAAUUUGGAGUUUUUUGAGCAAAAAGGAUUGUGGAAAGCCAUCAUCGAGUGCUCUAAUGAUAGCAAAACUAUUGAUCUCAAAGCACUUCAUCAACGAUUGCUUAAUGAGAUCCGUUUAAUUGGUCCACAAUUAGGUGUCAUUCAAACAAAUCUGAUUCGUAAUGAAUUAAAGGUUAUACUAUCAUUUGGAGCCGCUUUGAAUGAAUCGCAACAAAAAUUGGACACAAAAAACAAAUAUUUCGACUCUUGGCGUCAAUUACUUGAGAUACUAAUAAUUACCGGAAGUUUAGAAUCUUGUGAUGAAGAGACAAGAAUCAGAUAUUUAUUAGAAAUAAUUGUUGAACUGAUUAACAGAGCACAGGAUUCAACGACACCAUUAUCACUGUUAUGUCCGAUUUCAUCAUCAGUUUUGAUUAUUUCUUCGGCAAUGUUUGGUAUUAAAUCACAAGUGUUGACCUCAAAUGUGAGCGCUUGUGUGAAAUCCAUUAUAAAUAUAUUGGACUCGUCGUCGCACACCAUUUGGAGCGAUCAGAAGAUAACUCGUAUUAACUUUUAUGCAUCGCUUCUCUAUUUGUUUCGAUCACUUCCUUUCAAUAUAUUUAAUGAAUUUAAAUAUAAUAAUAGACUAUUAGAGCGUCUGUCUAAAGAUAUUCUGUCCGGACAUGAAGUGGCAAAAGUGUUGUCUAUUUCAUUGCUCAAUAGGAGUGAUCUUUCCGUUUGGUUGAAUGAGAUCGCAUCAAAUGGUACUUUAAGGCAACUUUUGGAUACACUUUUGUCUGAUGAUCGCGAAAUCCGAGCCAACAAUUUUGAAUUUAUUAAAGCUUUUUAUGGUUUUGAAGCAAAAAUGAUGCUUUUGCUUCAAAUCUAUUCUUCAACUAACGGAUCCCAUUCAUUGAGUCAUAACUUAGAAAUGAUGUCAACUCUUGAGGCGAUUCAAAGCUUUGAUAUGUAUCCAUAUUUGGUCGGACAAAACACUGUUUGCCAUAAAGUUUUUAUUCAUAUUCUUCGAUUGAUUCUAACAAUGUCUACCACUAAUAAUCAACAAAUCAUUAAUGAAUUGUCAGAGUUUAUAAACAGUAGAACCACAAUAUCUGAUAUCUUACGAAUGGCACCAAACAUGAAGAAUACUAUCGAAGGAAAGGAGACAUUAGUUUUGAUAACCAAAAUGAUAUGUCGUUUGAUUUUGAAUGUCAACAAAAUAACUCAAAUCAGUUUCAUUGGACUUCUGUCUCAUUAUUGUAAUGACUUUUCUACAAYACAUGACUUGGAAAUAAUAUUUAAUAUAUUAUUUGGUUGUAUUCAAUACAGUCGAGCAAAUGCUUUGGUACCAUUAUUUGAACCGAGUCUUUCAAAACAAGAUUCAAAACUCAUUACACGACAACCUUUAGGCCUUUUGGUAUCAGUAAUCAGCAACUGUUGUACCAAAUUAGACGAUAGUUUAAAUGUGUUACCAAUUGUGGAAUCAGCUCUUUAUCUGCUUUGGCAUCACUUGAAUCUAUAUUUUUCGGUUCUUAACAUUCCCGGCGAUAAAUUACAAGAAGUAGAGACAAUGAAAUCUGAAUCUGAAUAUGUCUUGAGUGACGUAUUUUUCUCUAAGAUUCAAGUCUUGUCUCAGAAGAAUACAUUUAUUGAUGCAUUAGUUCGUCGUAUUAAAAGAAUUAUUCAUUUAAAGAAAGAUAAUUGA